CGUUGAGAUGCUCACAACAAAGGACAGCGCAACACCGAGAGGUUGUCAUUAAAAAUAACGCAGCGUGGAUACGUUUUCUCCAACCAAGAGCGUUUGUAACUUAUUUCUGCGUGAAGAGGAAAACCAAUAACACAGACUUUCCUUGCCUUCCGUUUUUUUUUUAAAAUUACAUCUCGUUUAAUUUAUAACGCGGAGCAAUUUAUGUGAAUUUCUUUUCUUUUUUUUUUUCCUUUGGUGGAACGUUAGCUAGCUUGCUGCCCAUAGUUGGUAAAUAAGCUGUUUGGAAAUCCCGGAGACAAAAAAAAGGAGGACCUCAUCAUUGAUAUCGCAGCGGCUGCUCUGAGACUCACUGUGUGCUUUAAUAACGCUGUCUUACCUCAUUUGGUCAUGUGCUAUCAGUCUGCUGUGGGCGGGACAAGAGGUGCUGCGGAAGGCGGGCACAUGAGGCAUGACAGGGUGGAGCUGAGGCUCAGCUGACCCCUCCCCUUUCAUCUUCUCCCUCUGUCCUCCUUGCCCCAUCCUGACUCACCCCAUUGGGUCUCACUCAUCCUUCCUUACUUCCCUCAGCUGUGCCCAAUGUACUCCCCGGAGCAGGAAAACAUCUCCACCACCUCCUCCACCAAAGUGCCAGUGAAGUAUGGAGAGCUCAUUGUGCUGGGGUACAACGGUUCUCUGCCCAAUGGGGACCGAGGCCGACGCAAAAGCCGGUUUGCACUUUAUAAGAGACCGAAGGCAAACGGGGUGAAACCCAGCACAGUUCACGUGGCCUGCUCUCCACAAGCAGCCAAGGCCAUAAGCAACAAAGACCAGCACAGCAUCUCGUACACUCUGUCCCGAGCCCAGACGGUGGUGGUGGAGUACACCCAUGACAGCAAUACAGACAUGUUCCAGAUCGGUCGAUCCACGGAGAGUCCGAUAGACUUCGUGGUGACGGACACGGUGGCCGGCAGCCAGAGCAACGCAGACACUCAGUCGGUCCAGAGCACCAUCUCCCGCUUCGCCUGCCGCAUCAUAUGUCAGCGCAYGCCGCCUUACGCAGCUCGCAUCUACGCUGCAGGCUUUGACUCCUCKAAGAACAUCUUCCUGGGGGAGAAAGCUGCUAAGUGGAAGACGUGCGAYGGUCAAAUGGACGGGCUGACCACCAACGGCGUUCUGGUGAUGCACCCUCGCCACGGCUUCACGCAAGACUCCAAGCCGGGAGUGUGGAGGGAGAUCUCCGUCUGCGGGAACGUCUUCACCCUGAGAGAGACCCGCUCGGCRCAGCAGCGGGGAAAGAUGGUGGAGACUGAGACUCAGGAGCUGGUGGACGGCUCCCUCAUCGACCUCUGCGGCGCCACCCUGCUGUGGCGCACGGCMGAGGGCCUGGCGCGCACCCCCACCCUCAAGCACCUGGAGGCGCUGCGGCAGGAGAUCAACGCGGCUCGGCCUCAGUGCCCCGUGGGCUUCAACACGCUGGCCUUCCCCUCCAUGCGCCGCAAGGACACGCCGGACGAGAAGCAGCCCUGGGUGUACCUGCAGUGCGGCCACGUGCACGGCUACCACGACUGGGGCAACGAGCGRGAGGGCCGCGAGGGCCGCCUCAGGGAGUGCCCCAUGUGCCGGGCCCGGGGCCCCUACGUGCCCCUGUGGCUGGGCUGCGAGGCGGGCUUCUACGUGGACGCGGCUCCGCCCACUCACGCCUUCAGCCCCUGCGGACACGUCUGCUCGGACAAGACGGCGGCCUUCUGGAGCCAGAUCCCGCUCCCGCACGGCACGCACACGUUCCACGCCGCCUGCCCCUUCUGCGCCCAGCAGCUGAGCGGCGAGCAGGGCUUCAUCAGACUCAUCUUCCAGGGGCCGCUCGACUAGCAGGGGGCCAAACACAGCCAGCACGCUUUGGAGGGGGACUCCUUUGGAACGCUGAGCCCUGCAACUAGAACACAGAGGGUUUCAGGGUUUCCUGGACCUUUUUUUUUUUUUGCCUCUUUCUCAUUUUUAAGUGACCUUUGUACGGCUUUUUUCACAAACGACGACAAAGAUUUCUAUAUUUUCAUGUGAAACCAGAGACACAAAAACCAAACUAAGAACACUGCUGAGUAACCGUUUCAUGGAGAGAACUUUUCAACAGUAUUUAUCUAAAUUACUAACAUACCACAGUGCAGAAAUGCWGUUUUUUUAUCUGUGUAUUUCUUGCAAUAUACAUGUGUACAUCUCUUAGAGUUUAUUUAAAGAAUCGUGUUUUAUUUAUGGCCCGGGACGUCAUCCUUUAUCUGUCAGAUAUUUCUAACUGUGUUUUCAUUUGAAAAAGAUCCGUAUAUUAAUCAAACAUAAAGUUUUAGGUGUGUCCUGA
Messenger RNA from Austrofundulus limnaeus, 2329 nucleotides. It is a transcript of the gene peli1b, whose product is annotated as pellino E3 ubiquitin protein ligase 1b. Gene Ontology annotation, molecular function: protein binding; ubiquitin protein ligase activity. NCBI's taxonomy places the organism in Eukaryota, Metazoa, Chordata, Actinopteri, Cyprinodontiformes, Rivulidae. Gene Ontology annotation, biological process: regulation of Toll signaling pathway; protein K48-linked ubiquitination. The record is from RefSeq and is a predicted model, not a curated record.